GCCUCGCCCUUUGCCACGCCCGCCGCCCUGCUCUGUGCCCGCCUCUCGUUUUUUUUCUGCGGCCCCCGCCUGCUGCACCUGCGUCAUCUCUGAAGCACAGCAAUAACAACAUGGCCGAAGUCAUUAGGGAUGAGGAAGUGCGCCGCCGCGUGCGACUUGCGCAGGAGUUUCUUGAUCCGGACGACGUCUCGAGGCGAAGCUACCGACCAGAUAUUCUGGUGAUGCUCAACAGAGGACAACGAAGACUUACCGUCAGCAUCGACGAAAUCCGCUCCCACAACCGGGAACUCGCCGACGGCCUCCUGAACCAGCCCUUUGAGUUUGCAGAGGCCUUCGACCGCGCCCUCAAGGACGUCGUCCGCACCUUCACAGACCGACCAAAGUCAGAGACGGCCGAGGAUGUCGUGUAUUAUUGCGCAUACAUUGGCAGCUUCGGCGAGUUCUCGUGCAACCCCCGUACGCUCAGCUCCAACCAGCUCAACCACAUGGUUUCGCUCGAGGGCAUCGUGACCAAGACGUCGCUCGUCCGCCCAAAGGUGGUCAAAAGCGUGCAUUACAACGAGGCCAAGCAAAAAUUCCACGCGAGAGAGUACAGAGACCAGACCAUGACAACGGGCGCCGCAAGCUCGAGCGUAUACCCGACCGAGGAUGACGAGGGCAAUCCCCUCGUCACCGAGUACGGAUACUGCAUCUACCGCGACCACCAGACCAUAUCCAUACAAGAGAUGCCUGAGCGCGCUCCGGCGGGGCAGUUGCCGCGCUCCGUCGAUGUCAUUCUGGACGACGACCUGGUAGACCGCGUCAAGCCCGGUGACCGCAUCCAGCUUGUUGGCACCUAUCGCUCGCUUGGUAACCGCAACGCUGGAGCAGGUAGCUCGACUUUCCGCACACUGAUCCUCGCAAACAACAUCAUCCUGUUGUCUUCCAAGUCGGGUGGAGGCAUUGCCCAGGUCAACAUUACUGAUACGGAUAUCCGCAACAUCAACAAAAUUGCAAAGAACAAGCGUGUAUUCGAGCUUCUAUCACAAUCGCUCGCGCCGUCUAUAUAUGGACACGACUACAUCAAAAAGGCAAUCCUACUGCUACUUCUUGGAGGGCAAGAAAAGAACCUGGACAACGGGACCCAUUUGAGAGGAGACAUCAACAUUCUCAUGGUGGGUGACCCUUCCACAGCCAAGUCGCAGCUGCUUCGGUUCGUCUUGAACACGGCUCCUCUCGCUAUUGCUACCACUGGUCGUGGAUCGUCCGGUGUUGGUCUCACGGCGGCCGUCACCUCCGACAAAGAAACGGGCGAGCGACGCCUAGAGGCUGGUGCCAUGGUCCUCGCCGAUCGUGGUGUCGUCUGUAUCGAUGAAUUCGACAAGAUGUCCGACGUCGAUCGAGUCGCGAUUCACGAAGUCAUGGAACAGCAGACUGUUACCAUUGCCAAAGCCGGUAUCCACACGUCGCUCAACGCCCGCUGCAGUGUGGUUGCUGCUGCCAACCCCAUUUUCGGACAGUACGAUAUCCACAAGGACCCGCAUCGCAACAUUGCUCUACCAGACUCUCUCCUUUCGCGUUUUGAUUUGCUCUUCGUCGUUACGGACGACAUCGAGGAUGCGCGAGACAGACAGGUCUCUGAACACGUUCUCCGCAUGCACAGGUACCGUCAGCCUGGCACGGAGGAGGGUGCGCCUGUUCGCGAAGAGGGUUCCCAGCUUCUGGGUGUUGGUCUCGAGACGGAUACUGAUGCCAACCGCCCAACAGAUGUGUACGAAAAGUUCAACCCCAUGCUUCACUCUGGCGUCACCAUCACCAUGGGGCGGGGCUCUUCACGAAGAACCGAGGUCCUCAGUAUUCCGUUUAUCAAGAAGUACAUCCAGUACGCGAAGCGCGAGAAGCCAAUCCUCACCAAAGGUGCUGCAGAACACAUUGUGAGCGUCUACUCUGCGCUGCGCAAUGACGAGCUUGAUGCAGGCACCCGUCGCACUUCUCCCAUCACUGCACGUACUCUGGAGACGCUUAUCCGUCUUUCGACUGCGCACGCAAAAGCGCGUCUAUCGAAGCGGGUUGAGCGCAAGGAUGCCGAUGUCGCAGAGCAGAUUCUACGCUUUGCUCUGUUCAAAGAAGUCGUUGAGGAUGAUCGUCGCAAGCGAAGACGCACAGCGCGCGACCCAGACGCCAUGUCUACGGACGAAGAAUCAUCGGGUGGUGAGGACGAAGACGGCGAUGAAGCAGAAGCCACACAGUCUCGACGGACGGGUGGGCCGUCGACUAGAAGCCAACGGACAGGCACAACACGCACCCCUGCGGCUGAAGCUGGUGAGGACGACGAAGAGGCAAACGAUGAUCUCUACAACGUUACGCCAAGGGCGCAACGUACAACAACGCGCACACAGUCGUCCCGCGGGGGCGCUUCAUCUCAAGUCAGCGCCGCGUCUUCACAGCCCGAGUCGCAACUUCCGGCCACACAGAGCGAGUCUCAAGAGUCACAGGAUAUCACGGCUGCACGUCUACAAGUGUUCCAGACGGCGCUUGGCCAGCUGAUUGAUGGACCGUUGUUUGCCAACGACGCAGCAGACGUGGAGCCUCUUGUGGCGGCUGUAAACGCGAGGCUGGGUGGUGGUAGUGGAAGGGAGCCGUUUGGACGAGGCGAGGCGGAGAAGGCGCUUGAGGCGCUCAGUGAGCGCAACAAGGUCAUGUACUCUGGUGGCAUUGUGUACAAGAUUUAACUGAUUGCAUGUUG
This is a messenger RNA of Exserohilum turcica Et28A, 2725 nucleotides long. RefSeq lists its product as uncharacterized. The record is from RefSeq and is a predicted model, not a curated record. Bases 111 to 2711 code for a protein of 866 amino acids. Lineage: Eukaryota; Fungi; Ascomycota; Dothideomycetes; Pleosporales; Pleosporaceae. Gene Ontology annotation, molecular function: ATP binding; ATP hydrolysis activity; single-stranded DNA binding. The transcript is spliced from 4 exons. Gene Ontology annotation, cellular component: MCM complex; nucleus. Gene Ontology annotation, biological process: DNA replication; DNA strand elongation involved in DNA replication; double-strand break repair via break-induced replication.